Durusdinium trenchii is the source of this 1332-nucleotide messenger RNA. The record is from the annotation of a GenBank genome assembly. Lineage: Eukaryota; Dinophyceae; Suessiales; Symbiodiniaceae.
AUGACGUUCCGUUUCGUGCAGCUUUGUGCUGUGCUUGCCACAGUUCAAGCUCUGACCCUUCGCUCAGAAAGAGCCGUGAUCACAGAAUUCUUGGAGGAGAAUCGGAGUGAUUUUUCCCCUCCUCCCCACCCCCGGCACUAUCGGUUUAUGGCGACUUCUACGCGAUAUGGAACCAAUCCCCACACCGCUUGCGGCCUCGAUUCAGCUGCACUAGUGCAUGGGACUGGGUAUUUGGCAGUGGCUUCUGCGCAGGCCAUGCAGGAUGGAUGUUGCCGAUGCAAUCGAAAUGGUGGAGGAGGACACACUGCCAGCAUGGGAUGUGGAUCCUGCGGCAAGGGGAGAUUUGUCCGACAAUUGCCACGAGGCUUUAAGAUUUGGACACCGGCAGAGGACAAGAUUUUUCACGAGGAGUACAAGUUUGUGGUUGUGGACAUUUGCCCAAACUCCCACAAUUCCAUGUGGUGCCCCGCUAAAGCUGGACAGGUCAAUCAGUUUGGUGUCCACAAUCACUUCGACUUUGCGACUGUACCUCACCACUUUGACAACUACUACUUCGAAUUCACACCUGAGCCCUGUGACCAGCAGAUGCAAUCCCGCUUGGCCCAGAUGUCCAAAUGCCGCAAAGCCUUGGGCCCACGCUACAUCGAGUUUCAUCCAACCCUUCCUAUUGCCUAUGUGGUCAACGAACUCGCUUCAGACAUUUCAGUCUUCGAGUUUGAUAAGGAAGCUGCUGAGGCCAUCAUCCAAGGUGGUGCUGACUACACCGAGGCGAAACCUACUCUUCGCUUGGUGCAGUCUGUGCGCACCAUCCCAGAAGCUUUUCCUGGCGAAGCCAACACCUGCGGCCGCGUGGCCGUGCAUUCCUCUGGUAACUUUGUUUUGGUCUCGAAUCGGGGCCAUGACAGCAUCACCGUCUUCCGUGUGCAUUUCACACAUGGUCACAAAGGCCUUUUGUCAACAUGCCUGACACAGCACACACGUGGUGCAACUCCCAGGACAGAGAUGCGUUCUUGGUCGAUUCGCAGAAGGGACUGCUACAGUGAGAGGCACUUUCAAUUCGAUGCUUCUGGGCAGUGGCUUAUCACAGCGAAUCAGGACUCUGACAACAUCUCAGUCUUCAGAUUUAACUUGGCCACUGGCAAGCUGGAGUUUACUGGAAAUGAGUACGAGGUGCCUUCGCCCAACUUUGUUUGCAACAUGAUUCCACAUCGGCCUGCGGGGCUCUCAACCCUUUGAGCUGAGAGUUAGGGCGUUUUUGAAGCCGAAAGCUUUUGUAAGGCGCCAGAAUGGUGGACUAAAUGGCUUCUCAGACGGCAGAUGCUUUUGUUGCCA